Messenger RNA from Stegastes partitus (bicolor damselfish), 2075 nucleotides. RefSeq names its product actin filament-associated protein 1-like 1. The annotation marks the transcript as partial. The record is from RefSeq and is a predicted model, not a curated record. NCBI's taxonomy places the organism in Eukaryota, Metazoa, Chordata, Actinopteri, Pomacentridae. Gene Ontology annotation, cellular component: cytosol. Gene Ontology annotation, molecular function: SH3 domain binding. The transcript has 9 exons.
UGAUCUCUCUCGUUGUUUGGAUCAUGCAAGGCUCCAUUUCAGGGUGUGUUUGACUUCAGACAGGGGGAAGCGUGGCACAUUCUCAGAGCUGACAGGGUCGAUGAGCCGAGCAGCAGGGAAGAAAAUCAAUAGGAUCAUCACCUUCUCCAAACGGAAACCCCCUUUACCAGGAGAGCCUCCCUCGUCUUCUGGGCACCAUGACAACCCACGCUGUGGCUACCUCAGUGUGUGUCUGAGCGGCUCUUGGAAGGAGCGCUGGUGCGUGCUGCGAGGCGGAAGUCUGUACCUGCAGAAGGACCCAGGAGACCAGCGGCCCCCCGUCAUCGUGGUGCCACUCAAGGGGGCGGAAGUGGUGCCAGGCGGCCUCGGACCCAAACACCCCUUCUCCUUCCGCAUCCUGCAGGGAGGCAACGAACUGGCAGCUUUAGAGGCCAGCUGCUCUGAAGAUCUUGGCCGCUGGUUGGGUGUUUUGUUUGCAGAGACCGGCAGCGCCACUCUCCCUGAAGAGUUGCACUACGACUACAUUGAUGUGGACACACUCACCGACAUACGGCACGCUGCCAGGCACUCCUUCCUGUGGGCCACGACCACUGCUGCUUCGUCCAGCAAUGCCUCGAUAGACUCCAGAACUUAUGAUGAGGUCUAUGAAAGCAUUGAGGAUGGGGAUGUGGAGAGCCGAGGAGGCCAUGUGAGACGUCACGCCUCCUUCUCAAGCAGGGACUCUGAAAAAACAGAACAGCAGGCUGCCAUUAAGAGACACGCCUCCAAUGUAAAUCAGUACGGACGCUAUGGGAAGACGCGUGCAGAGGAGGAUGCCCGGCGAUACCUGAGGCAGAAAGAAGAGCUGGAGAGGCAGAAAGAGGACCUGAGAAAUGCACUGAUUUCCCUCCGCAGGGAGAAGAAGGGGGUGAAGGAGGAGAUGAAGAGCGGCACAGGUCAUGGUGUGGAGAAGCGGUUAGCUGAGCUGGAGACGCUGUGUAAACAGAAAGAGGAGGAGAGGGUAGAACUGGAGCUCAGACUGACAGAAGUCAAAGAAAACCUGAAGAAAUCACUGGCUAGAGGAGCACUGGGUCCACCUACUGACAGCAAGAUCAGCGCCAAGGCGCAGGGCAGCAAGGUUGAAAAGGUUUACAAUGAGACUUUACCCGUCAACUCAGCAUCUGAACUCCGUAAACGCCCUCCAUCUCUUUACGCCUCCUCUAAGGGGAAUGUCAUGCAGAAGGCAAAGGAGUGGGAGUCAAAGAAGGGGACCUAAACUGAACACAACCGGAUCGACAGAUGGAUUCUUGGAGAGAAAAAAAAAAACUGAGCCGUGACAGGAGGAUGUGUAAAAGGAGAAUGUAAGAACAGCAAGAAAAACUGGCACUGAAGAGAGGAAGAAGAGAUGGAGGAGGAAGAGGAGGAGGAGGAGGAGGAGGAGGGCGGACUCUGACAUAUUCUUCCCUCCUCUUAUGUAAAGAAAAAAUGGGAUCUUAGCAAGUCCAAGCAGCACGAUGCUGCCUCAACCACUGUAAAUAGGACAGACUUGACUGAUAUACCAGUACAGUAUUAACGUGGAUCACUAUGAACAUCACGUUUAUGUGUUUGCGUGAGUUUGCAUGUGUGUUUACAUUUGCACAGGGCUGCAGAAAGUGUGGUUCUUCAGCAAUGUGAGUUCAGCGUUACAGCAAGACUUCCUACUUACACCCACUGGUUUUUAUUCUUUUUUUUUUUUUUUACUCAACACUUAGAAAUGAAAAAUGAAAAACUAAAGACAUCAAUAUUAUUGUAAAUUAUCAUUACUGAUGAGAGAAGUAUCUCAUGUCUUGUUUUGCAUAUUUAAACAUUUAGGAAACCGUAUUGAGUAUGACACUGUUCCUGAAACCAAUGAGGAAAUGUUUAUUGUUGCAAUGUGAAACGAUAGCUUUUGACCAUUAUAUGGGUAUUUUUUUUUCAUAUUUGACUUUUGCACUUUAUCUUGUUGUAUUUUGUGAUUACCUGGAUGUCUUGGACAUUAACAGCUCUGUCAGCAGAUUCAUUUGAAGAUAAAUACCUAUGUCACACAUGUUGGAGUAAAAAAUUACUUUAUCAAGAAA